UUGGUGAGGAGGAAGUCCCUGAACUUAAAGACUGUUGUUGUUCUGUGGCUAGUUAAGUAUAUAUUCUUAAAAUAGCAAUAUAUUACGAGUAAUUAUUAAAACGGGCAUGCUAAUAAUUUCUAGAUUGCAAGGUUAUUGUGGUCAAUCACCCACACGAAUAUAUUUUCAAUCCUUGAUUUUUUCCAGUGAUUGGUGUUUAUAGUGCAAAGCACGAGGGGGGUGGAAAAAAUGUCCCUUUCCAUUGGUUAGAACUAUGAAUAAAAAUGUUCUCGUUAAACCAGUAGUGACCACUGAACUGUUCAUUGGUAGUGACGAAGCGACGAAAGUGAAAUCAUGGCGUCCAUUGGCAGACUCUUGGUAAAGGACUCUGUAUUGCUGCUAUGUGACAUGCAAGAGAAGUUCCGGCCCAAUAUCGUCCAUUUCACCAACAUUCUGAGCAAUGCGUCCAGAGUGCUCCAGGCCUGUCGAAUUCUGGGAAUUCCUCCGAUCCUGACGGAGCAGUACCCUAGGGGUCUGGGCCCCACUGUGCCUGAGCUUGGGGCCUCCGACCUGAAGCCUCACGAAAAAACCCAGUUCUCCAUGCUGACCGAGGGGGUGGAGAAGGAGCUAAAGGCCCUUGGAGGGCCAAAGAAGGCUAUUUUGUGUGGAAUUGAGGCCCAGGCAUGCAUUGCGUGCACAACCUAUGACCUCCUGGAGAGAGGCAUGGAGGUUCACGUUGUAGCUGAUGCUGUCUCCUCUAGAAGUCAGACAGACCGGUUAUUUGCCCUGUCCCGUUUGAGGCAGAGUGGGGCCUACCUCACCACAACAGAAGCAGUUCUGCUGCAGCUGGUGCAGGAUGCCAAGCACCCCAAUUUCAAGGAGAUCCAGAAGUUGCUGGCUCACCCUUCCCCAGACACUGGACUUCUGUCUUUCUUCAGCUCUCUAUAGAGUGAAAAAGGAAGGGAUUUACUGUGAUUUAGACAUACUAGCAAAUCAAAAUAUUUUUAUGUAUGUCAGUGGACAGACAUGGAAAGGCUGCUAAGAAAGAUAUGGCAAUGAAUAAAUAAAACCAGUGAUAAUUCAA
Molecule: messenger RNA, 1063 nt
Organism: Anguilla rostrata (American eel)
Lineage: Eukaryota; Metazoa; Chordata; Actinopteri; Anguilliformes; Anguillidae
Gene: isoc2
Product: isochorismatase domain containing 2
Exons: 6
Coding region: 334-927 (197 amino acids)
Cellular component (GO): cytoplasm
Source: RefSeq, a predicted model, not a curated record